AUGAAAAUUAUCAAUAUAUAUUUAUUAUUUAUUACGUUGUUAUGUAAUUUUGUACAGCAUCGUUCUUCUCUUUUUUCAGGGCAAGGUCGUGUGAAUCAACUCGGUGGUGUCUUUAUCAAUGGCCGGCCACUGCCGAAUCAUAUUCGGCUAAAAAUCGUAGAAAUGGCAGCAGCUGGUGUCAGACCGUGCGUCAUCUCCAGACAGUUGAGAGUUUCUCACGGCUGCGUGUCGAAGAUCUUGAAUCGUUAUCAAGAGACAGGAUCGAUAAGGCCGGGUGUGAUCGGUGGUAGCAAGCCGCGUGUCGCGACGCCGGAAGUCGAAGCGAGGAUCGAAGACAUGAAGAGACAGAAUCCAGGAAUAUUCAGCUGGGAAAUUCGCGAGAAAUUGAUAAAGCAGGAUGGUAUCUGUGACAAAGCGUCUGCGCCCUCAGUUUCCAGCAUCUCGAGACUUCUUCGUGGUCCUACGAAUCAGACUCGUCCUGGAGACGAUCCUCGAAGAAAUCAUUCCAUCGAUGGAAUACUCGGAGGGAGCAGCGGCGACGACUCGGACACGGAAAGCGAGCCAGGAAUUGCGUUGAAGAGGAAACAGCGUAGAAGUAGGACCACGUUCACCGGCGAACAGCUUGAACAACUUGAGGCAGCUUUCCAUCGAACACAGUAUCCCGACGUGUACACUAGAGAAGAAUUGGCUCAAAAAACGAAUCUGACCGAGGCACGCGUGCAAGUGUGGUUCAGUAACAGACGGGCCAGGCUUCGCAAGCAAUUAAACAGCCAACAGUUGAACGCUUUCAACACAAUGAGCUUGCAGUCGUUUCAAACGCAGCACUACGGUAGCAGCGCCGAGAGUUAUCAGAGCUAUGGCCAGGCAUCGGUAGCUGCAGCCGCAGCAACCACCGCCGGUUAUUCUCAACAUUACAACUAUAGCGAGAAUUACUACGCCGCUCAGCAACAAUGGCCGAGACCAACCGCGGAGAAUUAUGGGUUGUUCAACGCCUCUCACUACGGCAGCAGCAAUCUGGCUUCGAAUCUGACUUCCAGCAACUUGAAUCUGGGCAGCCUGAGCGGCAGCGUCAGCCCCACAGCCUCGAACAUGAGCGCGUGCAUGGUCCAGGGCGCGUCUUCGGGGGUUCCGGCGGGGAUAAACCACCACGUGACGCCUCACAGUCCCAGCGAGGCGAAGAGCGGCUACCCUUAUUUAGGGGGAAUCGAAUCGCAGGUCUGCGGCAGAGUUCACUGA
Molecule: messenger RNA, 1236 nt
Organism: Heterotrigona itama
Lineage: Eukaryota; Metazoa; Arthropoda; Insecta; Hymenoptera; Apidae
Source: the annotation of a GenBank genome assembly